AUGGUGCCGUUCCGAAGCAAGCAAGCAAGCAACUGGGAAUUCUAUCUGCUCUCCACCUGUGUCCUCCAGCAUCAGCAUUCCUGCGCAGGCCGAGUGUUCCUCGAGAAUGUGCACGCUGAGCUCUACAGCGAGCUCGGUCUCCUUCUGGUGUUCCUUGGUGCCGUCCUCGCCUUUCAAUUCCUCUACUAUGAGGUGGCGAUGCUGAAGAACCCUUCGGGCCGUUCCCUGGGCCUCCAACUAUUCGUGGCCUUGGCUUCAUCGUCCUUCCUGGGUCUCGGGCUAUUCUUCCUCUAUGCGUGGGCUGGCUUGUACUCCUGA
This is a messenger RNA of Symbiodinium sp. CCMP2592, 318 nucleotides long. Lineage: Eukaryota; Dinophyceae; Suessiales; Symbiodiniaceae. The record is from the annotation of a GenBank genome assembly.